Messenger RNA from Cinclus cinclus, 2140 nucleotides. RefSeq names its product transcription factor 7 (gene TCF7). NCBI's taxonomy places the organism in Eukaryota, Metazoa, Chordata, Aves, Passeriformes, Cinclidae. Gene Ontology annotation, biological process: canonical Wnt signaling pathway; regulation of transcription by RNA polymerase II. Bases 502 to 1890 code for a protein of 462 amino acids. Gene Ontology annotation, cellular component: beta-catenin-TCF complex. The record is from RefSeq and is a predicted model, not a curated record. Gene Ontology annotation, molecular function: DNA-binding transcription factor activity, RNA polymerase II-specific; RNA polymerase II cis-regulatory region sequence-specific DNA binding. The transcript has 11 exons.
UCCAGCCAAACUUCCUGGGGCUCGGAGGGCGGGGGGGCGGCGGCGGCGGCACGGGGGGGGCCCGUGGAGCCCGGCAUCCCGCGACGCCUGCCCGGCCGCAGCCUGCCGAGCCCCCCACGAGCCGCCGGAGCGGGGAGGGAAGAAGACGGAGAGGGGGGGGGGGAAAGAAAAGAGUGACGAGGGAAAAGCAAUUCUAGAUUUGGGUUUUUUUGUUUUGUUUUUUUUUUUAUUAUUUUAUUUAAAGGCAAUUUGGAAAGGGGGAGCUAAAUUAAAGGGGGGAAAAAAGUUUAAAAGUUAAAAGGAAAGGAGGGAAAAAAAACUUUAAAAAGAACAAAAAUCAAGAGGGAGCUUUUUUUUUUUUAAUUUUCUUUUUUUUUUAAGAGGAGGGGGGAAAAAAUUGACGGAGGAAGAAAAAAAUAAUAGUUGCGAAGGGCUUGAUCCGGGAGAACAAUACUAGCCGGGAAAGUUGCUGCGCGGCGGGGAGGGAGCGGCGGGAGGAAAAUGCCGCAGCUGGGCAGCGGCGGCGGGGACGACCUGGGCGCCACGGACGAGAUGCUGGCCUUCAAGGACGAGGGCGAGCAGGAGGAGAAGAUCCCCGAGAACGCCUUCACCGAGCGCGACCUGGCCGACCUCAAGUCCUCGCUGGUGAACGAGUCCGAAGGCAGCGGCAGCCCCGCCGCCUCCGCCGAUCCCGAGGCCCUCCGGCGAGUGCAGGAUCCGCAGAGGGCGUACCAGGAGAAGCUCCCGGACCACAUGGAUGAUGGUAUGAAACAUCAGGACCCGGGAAUGUACAAAGGAUCUGCUUAUUCUGGUUACCCUUUCCUGAUGCUCUCAGAUCCGUAUCUGCCCAAUGGAUCCAUGUCACCUCUGUCCAACAAAGUUCCUGUUGUGCAGCCAUCCCACGGAGUGCACCCUCUCACCCCGCUCAUCCCGUACAGCAACGACCAUUUCAGCCACGGCUCCCACUCGCCCCACUUGCCUGCUGACAUCAACCAGAAACAAGGAGUGCACCGUCCUUCCCAGACCUCAGACAUCCCUGGUUUCUACCCCCUGCCCCCCAGUGGAGUCGGCCAGAUCACGCCGUCGAUGGGAUGGUUCACUCACCCGCUGAUGCUGGGCUCUGGCAUGCACACCACAGGCAUCCCGCACCCCGCCAUUGUGCCCCAUUCCGGCAAGCAAGAGAUGGAGCACUACGACCGAAACAUGAAACCUCAGCCAGAACCAAAGAGAGAGAAGGAAGCCAAGAAGCCCACUAUUAAGAAGCCCCUGAAUGCUUUCAUGUUGUAUAUGAAAGAAAUGCGGGCAAAAGUCAUCGCUGAGUGCACCCUGAAAGAGAGUGCUGCCAUCAACCAGAUCUUGGGAAGGAGGUGGCACGCGCUGUCCCGAGAGGAACAAGCCAAGUACUAUGAACUGGCUCGCAAGGAACGGCAGCUCCACAUGCAGCUCUACCCCGGCUGGUCUGCCAGAGACAACUAUGGGAAAAAGAAGAGACGAACACGAGAAAAGCAGCAAGAUUCCAACUCAGAUCCUGCCUCUCCUAAGAAAUGCAGAGCUCGCUUUGGCCUCAACCAACAAACGGACUGGUGCGGCCCUUGCAGGAGGAAAAAGAAGUGCAUUCGGUACCUACAAGGAGAAGGACGCUGUGCCAGCCCAGUUUCUUCCGAUGGAAGUGCUAUAGACUCCCCUCCAUCCCCACCGGACGCACUCCGAUGCAUCCCCUCCGCCUUCCCGUCAGAGCAGCUCGCAGCCCCCGCCGACCCCGAGCACCGCGACCAGCCCGAGCCUUGCCCCGUGUCCGCGCACCUCCCGCCCGCCUCCGGCCCCUCCAGACCAGGCGCCCGGCGCUCCUCGGCGCCCCCCGCCUACAGCCGCGUCUCCUCGGGGACAUAGUCCCCCGCCAGCUGCUGGCCACACCGGGCACUCCGCUCGCCCACCUGGUUCCACCGCCCCUGGACGAGGACCAGAGGUCCAGCCAAAUCCCCGUAUCACUAUAAAACAUGCGAAGUUUGGCGACGGGAUGACUUAAGGAUGACGGAAAACUCGCUGCGUUGGGUUUUUUUUGGAGGGGAGGGGUGAUAAAGAUAGAAAAGCAAUUUUAGAAAAAAGGUAAAAAAGUACUUGCCAAAAUUUAAAGUGCUGA